CCUCGCUGGUGAGAAUGGACGUCCACCCUACGUGCUCUGCAUUACUCGAAAGGCUCCAGAUCGAAGGCGACACUCAUGCCUCCAAGCUCUUGGACAUCCAUCGCUGGCCUUCCAAUCGUCCGAUAUGACUUCAGCCACCUUAGCUAGCCGGGAACGGCCUCCUGACGACCUCGAACUGGCGCAAACGAUAUCAUGGAAUAGCCGACAAACGCAACAUACUUCUGCUAAACUGGCAUCUUACCUUCAGGCUGUGGAUAGGGCCGAUGCUUACGACACUUUCAUCAAGCACGGAGUGACCGACUUGUGGUUUCCAUUUCCCAAGCAGACGCUUCGGCAGCUUUUGAAGGACCCCCACGCUGAGAAGAAAUUUGCGGAUAUGCAAGAAGGAAACUAUGAUUCCCUGGAUGCCAGAGAGAUGAAUCCGCUGGUAGAGCCCUACCAUCUGGUGUUCGAGGAUGGCGAAGAGGUUGUGAGAAGUGACAGGAUCCUUGGCGAGGGAGGACAUGGGAUCGUUGAGCAGGUGACUCUACCAACGCGACCACAGCCGCUGGUGUGCGUGCGCAAGAGGAUAGGAAGACCGAAGCAGAUGAACGCCCAGAGGAAGCUUUUCGAGGCAUUCUCUCGAGAGAUCAAUGUAAUGCGCCAGGUGCAUCAUCGGCAUUGCGUGCAAUUCACGGGAAGCUACUCCGAUUACGACUCAGUGGCCAUUCUCUCGUCGCCUGUUGCUGAUAUGGAUCUUGCUACUUUCUUAGACUUGCCUGAUUUGUCGCCGGCACAGUCCGAUACUCUACAUCGCGGCCUCGGAUGUCUAUGCAGUGCCCUGAACUACCUUCACGAGAAGAAAAUUCGACACGAAGACCUGAAGCCUCAGAACAUCCUCAUACACGGAGAUAACAUUCUGCUCACGGACUUUGGUUUCAGUCUAGACUUUUCGGAUGAAUGUAUUUCAACUACAACGGGUCGCCCUUCUGCGUGGACGGCCCGUUACGCAGCCCCAGAGAUCCUGAAUUUUGAACCACGCAAUAGAGCAACCGAUAUCUACGCGCUUGGUUGCAUAAUUGUCGAAAUACUCUCGGCUCUUCACGAGGUUCGCCUGUCCGAUCUGAAGACAUAUUGGGCGACCACUGGGAACGGCCAUCGUAGCUUUACCCGGAAUGUAGAAGCAACAUCUGCAUGGCAUUUCCAUUUGUCUUCGCAGUGCGAUUGGAAACACAAGACCCUUCUUGCCUUUACUAGGAUCAUGCUCGAUCCAAACCGAGCCAUUCGGCCCUCAGCCCAGCAAAUCGUGGACAAACUCACGGACUUGGACCUCCUCCUCCCCAGUUUCCCCAAGAUUGGGCGUUGCUGUCGCUCGGAGAUGCCUAGUGGGGGCGCAAUGAGAUACGGCCAAUACAGCAUUCCCUGGAAGAGACUCACCGGGUUCUUCCUCCCCGCCUUCUCCGACAAGCAUACAUUUAUUCUAGUAGACCUCGAUUUGAAGGUCAUUGCCUCCAAGAGCAAUGGUGCAAUAUAUGAUGGACCGGCCAGCGAACUCGGGUACUACUUUGUAUCCCUUGACAAAGUCGAAGACGCGUGUCGCCGCCUUCGCACCACGGCCCCUAGCGUGGAAGCCACCCAGGAAUUUUGGCACGCUCACAGAGGCCACAACAUCAGAGCAUACACUUGCGGAGUCCUGCAUGCCAUGGCUAGUGCCCAAGUGACACCUUUGAAAUACACCUUGUUGCGGCAAUUCUUUGACCAUGUCACGCUACACCAUAUGCCGCCAGAAAAUACCACGAUUUCGGCAUGGAGGGUAGUACAAAUCUCCUUGGUACCAAUCUGUUUUCCGAAGUUGGAAAGCUACGGGUCGUUCUUUUUCAUUAUCUCCUGUAGACUUGACGAAGACGAUCCGUACAUGCUACGGAGCGCGCAGUACAACGAACAACAAUCGGAGGUGUUACCCUCGGCCAACUAGAAUGAAGCGGUGCGAGCGCUAAAUCUCUAGGUAAUAUUCACUCGAUAAUAUAGUAGCCUCGUUGGUAGGACUUGCAUUCAUGCGAAACGCGCCUGACUAUGACAUGGAAUGGGAUUGGCGACUCGCUUUACGGACCGGUCUCCACGAGGAUACCAAUUAUCGGCCCCUGAGGUCUCCAGCCCGCGGACAAUGUACAAAUGCCGAAUCGACCAUGGAAUGGCUGACGUUGUUGCUCAACAGAGUAGACUGUCGGCUCUCCUUCGAGCUAUUGCGGGAUUGGAUCUGGUUGGUGAGGGAUGCCCAGGAUUUCCCUUCACCGCCUUGAGGCCUUAACUUACAGAACUAUGUGGAUAUAUAGCCUUCACCGCUUCCGUAUUGGACGGCUUGAUGUGUGUUUGCAAGCGAAGUGGCGGCAUCACGGAGUGAAGGCGUGUCCACACCGCCAGUUAGGAAAAGCCGCGUACUGUAGCAUAGAGUGAGGAGAUCUCAUUUAGC
Molecule: messenger RNA, 2449 nt
Organism: Trematosphaeria pertusa
Lineage: Eukaryota; Fungi; Ascomycota; Dothideomycetes; Pleosporales; Trematosphaeriaceae
Product: kinase-like protein
Exons: 3
Coding region: 125-1954 (609 amino acids)
Biological process (GO): protein phosphorylation
Cellular component (GO): cytoplasm
Molecular function (GO): protein serine/threonine kinase activity; ATP binding
Source: RefSeq, a predicted model, not a curated record